Molecule: messenger RNA, 347 nt
Organism: Aethalodelphis obliquidens (Pacific white-sided dolphin)
Lineage: Eukaryota; Metazoa; Chordata; Mammalia; Artiodactyla; Delphinidae
Source: the annotation of a RefSeq genome assembly
AUAAACCUUCUAUUAACGCUACUAACAAAUACAACCCUAGCCCUACUACUCAUACUUAUUGCUUUUUGACUCCCCCAACUAAACGUCUAUGCAGAAAAAACUAGCCCUUACGAAUGUGGCUUCGACCCCAUAGGAUCUGCCCGCCUACCCUUUUCCAUAAAAUUUUUCCUAGUAGCAAUUACCUUCCUCCUAUUUGACCUAGAAAUUGCUCUCCUACUCCCCCUACCUUGAGCAAUCCAAACAAACAAUUUAACAACAAUACUUCUUAUAGCCUUAUUUCUAAUCUCUCUACUAGCAGCUAGCCUAGCCUACGAAUGAACCCAAAAAGGCCUAGAAUGAGAUAAAUA